GAGCUGCUAGGCUCCAUGUAGGGCGUGCUAUGACAGCGUCUUUACUCCUCCAUUCCCGCUGGAUUGACCCGGUGAUGUUUCUCUAUGACAACGGCUUGGAGGAUAUGAGCAAAAACAUGGAAGGAUUUGUGGGAGGCAAUUUCGCUGCUAACCAGUGCAGGAACCUUAUUGCGCACCCGUCUUCUUUGGCCCCGAGCACAACCUACACGUCGAGUGAGGUGCCAGGAUCGGGCAUGGGGGAACCUGUCAAACAAUGCAGUCCGUGUUCAGCCGUACAGAACUCUCCCAGUGCUUCUUUGCCCUAUGGAUAUUUUGGCGGCAGCUAUUACCCGUGUAGGAUGCCCAAGUCCUGCACGCAGCCCAGCUCCUAUGGGGAAAAAUACAUGGACACGUCUGUUUCUGGAGAGGAAUUCCCUUCUCGUGCUAAGGAAUUUGCCUUCUACCAAGGUUACUCAUCUGGCCCUUACCAGCCUGUGGCGAGUUACCUCGACGUGCCAGUCGUCCCAGCGCUGAGCACCCCUGCGGAAACCAGACACGAGUCUCUUCUGCCCGUCGAAACGUACCAGCCCUGGGCGAUCACGAACGGAUGGAGCAGUCCGAUGUACUGCCCUAAAGACCAAACGCAGUCAAACAGCUUAUGGAAAUCGUCUAUUCAAGACACCGUCUCGGGUGGUGAUGGAGCCUCAGUGCGUCGAGGGAGAAAGAAGCGGGUUCCCUACACCAAGGUUCAGCUGAAGGAACUAGAACGAGAAUAUGCCACAAAUAAAUUCAUUACCAAGGACAAACGAAGAAGGAUAUCUGCUCACACAAACCUGACCGAGCGGCAAGUGACCAUCUGGUUUCAAAACAGACGGGUGAAGGAGAAGAAAGUGGUCAACAAGUACAAGGGCAUCAGUUAAGGUCUGAAAGAAUGAAAAACUGAGAUACCAAAGGGGUAUAAAUGGAAGGACCUUCAACAUUAUUUAUUCUGAAAUCCAUUCCAUCAUCAUCUGUUCGACGUCGAGAUGCGCUGGAGGGAAAAUGUAUAUUUUACUUCCCUGUGUAGCCUACAAAUUGCCAAGACACUGAUAAAAGGCGAAGAGACUGCUCAAGAACAAUUAACCCAUAUUCACCACUUGUUUUUUUUAUUUUUUAUUUUUUUGGUCUAUAAUGCAAGCUAUAUGGCAAAGACGUGGGAGGAAUGUAAAAUACACUUUCAUCUUAUAAAAUCAGUGAAGUAUAAACAAACAAAACCAUGGAAAUUGGUGUAUUUUUUAUUUUUACACAUCAGAAACAACUGUACCUUUUAGACUGUAGAUGUGCAUGCUACGCUAACUGUACAGUAAAUUUACCCCAAGUCGUGACAGAGUUUUGUUUUGAGCUUUUAUUUUCUAUUUACCCGCGCAUUUGUAAAUAGCAAAAGUGGCUUCCAUGGAAAUACAUUAAUGUGUUAGGCCUACUCCAGACAGUAUGCAAAUAAAACUCCCCAUAUUAAAUGA
Messenger RNA from Carassius carassius (crucian carp), 1478 nucleotides. RefSeq names its product homeobox A13b (gene hoxa13b). The record is from RefSeq and is a predicted model, not a curated record. Gene Ontology annotation, biological process: regulation of transcription by RNA polymerase II. The transcript is spliced from 2 exons. NCBI's taxonomy places the organism in Eukaryota, Metazoa, Chordata, Actinopteri, Cypriniformes, Cyprinidae. The coding region runs from base 30 to 899 and encodes 289 amino acids. Gene Ontology annotation, molecular function: DNA-binding transcription factor activity, RNA polymerase II-specific; RNA polymerase II cis-regulatory region sequence-specific DNA binding.